GUAGUUCCCUUCAUGAGAACUGACUUCAAGGUGUUCAUCAAGGAAAGCAGAGUGGUCCCCAUGCUGGAAAUGAAAAAGGAUGACAGUUUCUGAGACUGACUGUUAACAGCUCGGAGGUGCCCCCCCAUUCAAGAUGCCUUUUAAAGCAUUUGAUACCUUCAAAGAAAAUAUUUUGAAACCUGGAAAGGAAGGAGUGAAGAGCGCCGUGGGAGAUUCAUUGGGGAUUUUACAAAGAAAAAUUGAUGGGACCAAUGAGGAAGAAAAUAAUAUUGAGCUGAACGAGGAAGGAAGGCCAGUGCAGACGUCCAGGCAGAGCCCCCCACUCUGUGACUGCCACUGCUGUGGUGUCCCCAAGCGUUACAUCAUUGCCAUCAUGAGUGGGCUGGGAUUCUGCAUUUCCUUUGGGAUCCGGUGUAAUCUUGGAGUUGCCAUUGUGGAAAUGGUCAAUAACAGCACUGUCUAUGUUGAUGGAAAACCAGAAAUUCAGACAGCACAAUUUAACUGGGAUCCAGAGACGGUGGGCCUUAUCCACGGAUCUUUUUUCUGGGGUUAUAUUGUGACACAAAUUCCAGGUGGUUUCAUUUCAAACAAAUUUGCUGCUAACAGGGUUUUUGGAGCUGCCAUCUUCUUAACAUCGACCUUGAACAUGUUCAUUCCUUCUGCAGCCAGAGUGCAUUACAGCUGUGUCAUGUGUGUCAGAAUUUUGCAAGGUCUAGUGGAGGGUGUGACCUACCCAGCCUGCCAUGGGAUGUGGAGUAAGUGGGCACCACCUUUAGAGAGAAGCCGACUGGCCACAACCUCUUUUUGUGGUUCCUACGCGGGGGCAGUGAUCGCUAUGCCCCUGGCGGGGGUGUUGGUGCAGUACAUCGGAUGGGCCUCCGUCUUUUAUAUUUAUGGUAUGUUCGGCAUCAUUUGGUACAUGUUUUGGCUGUUGCAGGCCUAUGAGUGCCCGGCAGCUCACCCAACAAUAUCCCUUGAGGAGAGGACCUAUAUAGAGACAAGUAUAGGAGAAGGAGCUAACUCAGUUAGUCUAAGUAAAUUUAAUACACCGUGGAAAAGAUUUUUCACAUCACUGCCGGUUUAUGCAAUCAUUGUGGCAAAUUUUUGCAGAAGCUGGACCUUUUAUUUGCUGUUAAUAAGUCAGCCUGCUUAUUUUGAAGAGGUCUUUGGAUUUGCAAUAAGUAAGGUGGGUCUCUUGUCAGCACUCCCACACAUGGUCAUGACCAUCGUUGUACCUAUUGGAGGACAACUGGCUGAUUAUUUAAGAAGCAGACAAAUUUUGACCACAACCGCUGUCAGAAAAAUCAUGAACUGUGGAGGUUUUGGCAUGGAAGCAACCUUACUCCUGGUGGUUGGCUUUUCCCAUACCAAGGGGGUGGCUAUCUCCUUUCUGGUACUUGCCGUAGGAUUUAGUGGCUUUGCUAUUUCAGGUUUUAAUGUCAAUCACCUGGAUAUUGCCCCCCGCUAUGCCAGCAUUCUCAUGGGCAUCUCAAAUGGAGUAGGAACCCUGUCUGGAAUGGUCUGUCCCCUCAUUGUCGGUGCAAUGACCAAGCACAAGACCCGUGAGGAAUGGCAGAAUGUGUUCCUCAUAGCUGCCCUGGUCCACUACAGUGGUGUCAUCUUCUAUGGGGUCUUUGCUUCCGGGGAGAAACAGGAGUGGGCUGACCCCGAGAAUCUCUCUGAGGAGAAGUGUGGCAUCAUUGACCAAGAUGAAUUAGCCGAGGAAACAGAACUCAACCAUGAGAAUUUUGCAAGUCCCAAAAAGAAGAUGUCAUAUGGAGCCACUACCCAGAAUUGUGAAGUCCGGAAGAAGGAAUGGAGAGGACAGAGAGGAGUGACCCUCGAUGAGGAAGAGCUGACAUCCUACCAGAAUGAAGAAGGAAACUUCUCAGAUACAUCCUAACGUCUUAGGGGCACUUCUGUCUUCUUGUCACCUUAGAACCAGAAAGUACCCAUACCUAUUGCCUUCCCCAUAGCCCAGCUUG
This is a messenger RNA of Pteropus alecto (black flying fox), 1985 nucleotides long. It is a transcript of the gene SLC17A8, whose product is annotated as solute carrier family 17 member 8. Lineage: Eukaryota; Metazoa; Chordata; Mammalia; Chiroptera; Pteropodidae. Bases 134 to 1903 code for a protein of 589 amino acids. Gene Ontology annotation, biological process: synaptic transmission, glutamatergic; transmembrane transport; regulation of synapse structure or activity. The transcript is spliced from 12 exons. Gene Ontology annotation, cellular component: excitatory synapse; synaptic vesicle membrane. Gene Ontology annotation, molecular function: L-glutamate transmembrane transporter activity; neurotransmitter transmembrane transporter activity. The record is from RefSeq and is a predicted model, not a curated record.